This is a messenger RNA of Trichomycterus rosablanca, 1199 nucleotides long. RefSeq names its product caspase 3, apoptosis-related cysteine peptidase b (gene casp3b). NCBI's taxonomy places the organism in Eukaryota, Metazoa, Chordata, Actinopteri, Siluriformes, Trichomycteridae. The record is from RefSeq and is a predicted model, not a curated record. Gene Ontology annotation, biological process: erythrocyte differentiation; keratinocyte differentiation; positive regulation of neuron apoptotic process. The transcript is spliced from 7 exons. Gene Ontology annotation, cellular component: cytoplasm. The coding region runs from base 58 to 924 and encodes 288 amino acids.
UGUUCUUCCUUCUUUACUUUUCACCUGUGGACAACAUAUUGUGUUCUUCUGAAGGCCAUGUCGGGCAUAGACAACAGAGGUAAACCAGAUAGAGGUGACCAGGUAGAUGCCUCUAAAUCAAGUCCAAAGAGCAACUCCAAAAGGUCUCAUUCUGUUCCUAGUGAGUCUACCAAAAGUGAUGCAGUAUCCAAUUCAUUUGCAUAUAGCAUGGACUACCCUGAGAUUGGGAAAUGUGUCAUCAUCAACAACAAGUAUUUUCAUGAAUCCACAAUGAUGUCUGAGCGUCAUGGAACAGAUCUGGAUGCUGAAAAAGUGCUGAAAGUCUUCAAACUGCUGGGCUUUAAAUGCACUAUCCGCCAGAACCAAAGUGUUUCAAAAAUGAAGGAGCUUUUCAAAUUAGUGUCCCAGGAGGAUCACAGCAAGUCAGCCAUGUUUGUAUGUGUGUUGCUGAGUCAUGGGGAUGAAGAUGUUAUCUAUGGCACUGAUGGAUGUAUUAAGCUCAGUGAGCUGACUGGGCUGUUCAGAGGAGACCAGUGUCUUUCACUAGUUGGCAAACCUAAACUGUUCUUCAUACAGGCCUGUCGGGGAUCAAACUUGGACCCUGGUAUUGAGACAGAUAGUGUUUGUGAUUCAGAGAGCACACAGAGGAUUCCUGUUGAAGCUGACUUCUUGUAUGCAUACUCCACUGCUCCAGGUUAUUAUGCUUGGAGAAACACAGCCAAUGGGUCCUGGUUCAUUUCUGCCCUGUGUGACAUGUUAACCAAGUAUGGCAGAGAGCUGGAGCUUUUGCAGCUCAUGACACGUGUGAACCACAAGGUGGCGAUGGAGUUCCAGUCUUCUUCAACCCUCCCUGGUUUCCACGGAAUGAAACAAAUCCCAUGCAUAGUGUCCAUGCUGACCAAAGAGCUGUACUUUCCAAAAUGAUUGUUCCACUUUUAUGUAAAAAUGUAAUGUAGGCUUAAAAGAGAGUAUUGUUGACAAAUAGUAAUAAUAUAUGUUUAAAUGGUAGACAGUACACAGCAGUUUACAUUACUGAGGCUGGCACAAGCCAAAACACAGCUUCAGUUACAUUUUGUUCUCCUAAUUAUACGUAUAGAGCAUUAAAGAGAUUAUUAGCAAUACCUGCCUGUAUUAAGUUUAAGAGUUCAACAUCAAUAUACUGAACUAACUGUGGCAAGUACACGACAGAUUUACUCUAU